UUUCUUAAGUUGGAGUAUUGUACAAAUUAUGCCAUGUAAUGAUUCAUGGUGAUAAAAGCCAACUUUUCUGGAACGAUACAAAUAUUGAUCUCUUAAAAUAAUUGGAUAGUCCUUUUUAUAUUCUAGAGUGCAUUUUUCCUGACAUUUCACGUGUGUGCGUUUUUUCACUGGUGACAUCGUCCCGAGUAAUAACUGACACGAUGGACGUAUUAAACAAACUUCGUAAUACAGUCAGCAACACUAUCACCAAUACCGUCCAGAAUACGGCAUAUGGUUUAUCGCAAUUGUCCAGCGUUCUUCCUGGCAAUCCAGUCACCAGAGAGUUUGAAGCAACCGCUCAUGUGGCAAGUGCUGGGCCAGGAUUGCUGUGGAAAAUCUACAGUGGUUAUAAGAAGUCUACCAAGCAAGAAGCAGCAAUUUUUGUUUUUGAAAAGCGUAUGCUGGAGAGAUGGUCCUCCAGAGCAGAUCGAGAGCUUGUGUUGGAGACUCUGAAACGGGGCGUUAUGCAAUUGACAAAGUUGAGGCAUCCACAGGUUCUGACUGUGCAGCAUCCAUUGGAGGAAUCGAGAGACAGUUUGGCAUUUGCAACUGAACCAGUGUUUGCUAGUCUGGCUAAUGUAUUAGGUAAUUAUGAGAAUAUACCUCAACCAACUCCAGCAAACUUGAAAAAUUACAAAUUACUUGACAUAGAGAUACGCUAUGGAUUGUUACAAUUGGGAGAAGGUUUAGCGUUUUUACAUGGUGAUGUAAAAUUACUGCAUAGAAAUUUAUGUCCAGAAUCAAUUGUUAUCAAUAUUCAUGGAGCUUGGAAGAUCUUUGGUUUUGACUUCUGUGCCUUAAAUCAGAAUCCAGAUAGUAAACAGCCAUCAUGGUCUUAUCUCGAAUAUGAUUCUACACUCCCUACGGUUGUACAACCUCAGUUAAAUUACCAGGCGCCCGAGUGCAUUUUAGCAAGUAGUAACGGACCACCUAGUGAUAUUUUUGCCUUGGGUAUGCUGAUAUAUACGAUACAUUCCUCGGAACAUCAACCGCUACAGGAAUUUCACAAUGAUUUUGGAAAAUGCCGACGUUUCUUGGAAAAUUUCAAGGGCUGUAAUGUCUCAACAAAGCUUCUUCCAAUUUCUGAUACAUUGAGAGAUACUGUAAAACUCAUGCUGAGUUAUAGUCCUGAAUUACGAUUAGAUGCUCAUCAAUUUAUCAAGAUUGAAUAUUUUACGGAUAUUGGCGUGAAGACGUUAAAUUACUUGGACAAAUUAUUCCAAUGGGAUAAUCUCCAGAAAUCACAAUUUUACAAAGGUCUUCCACAGCUAUUAAAACAGUUGCCACAUAGAGUUGUGCUACAUAGAGUAUUACCUGCUCUCUACAAGGAGUUAGUUAAUCCACCUAUGAUACCUUUCGUAUUGCCGAGUAUACUGCAAGUAAUGGAAGUUUCGGAGAUAGAAGAAUUCCGAGAACAUAUUUUACCUAAUCUAAAACCUGUUCUUGCUUUAGAAGAUCCACCACAAAUUAGUUUGGUUCUCAUGCAGCAAGUAAAUUUGUUGUUAAAACUGUGCCCUACGGAUGUAAUUAAGACCGACAUAGUGCCUAUGCUAUUGCGUGCAUUGGAAUCCGAAUGGGAACAACUCCAAGAACUCUGUUUAUCGGCAUUACCGAAUAUCGUAACGAUGAUCGAGGGACCAGUUAUAAAAAAUGCCAUACUUCCACGAAUGAAAAAGAUAUGUUUAUCGCCAGGAAAGAAAUCUACUAGUCUUGGAGUACGCGUUAAUUGUUUGUUGUGUCUCGCGAAAAUGUUGCCAAGCUUUGAUCGUUGGCUGGUAUUCGAUCAGAUAUUACCAUUUCUCCAAGAAGUUCCUCAUUCUGGCGAACCAGCAAUUUUAAUGGCUAUUAUAGGUAUUUACAGGAUGCUACUUACUCAUAGUAAGUUAGGUAUGGGCAAAGAAAUAUUGGCAACGAAAGUACUACCAUUUUUAUUACCCCUCUGCAUAGAACAAAAUCUUAGCAUGUCGCAAUAUGAGACACUUUCCACGCUUGUUGUCGAUAUGAUUAAUCGAGUAACCAACGAGCAUCGAGAGGCAUUACGUCAAUUGGAUGCUGUGCGUCGUGAGACACAACAACUUGAUCAGGCGCUUUCUCAAGUGACUUCAUCUACCUUUAUGCAAAACAACAGUUUAAGCGACAUUAAUUUAACGCCCCAAAUGCUAUCUCCAAACGCUAAUUCUAAUUCUAAGACUGUAAAUAUUGAGAAUGGAUUAACCAUCGAAGACAAGUUCAGGUUGAUUCAACAACAAGAAACGCAUCAAAGAAUGCAAUCUCAACCUAUGCUGACUCCUAAAGCUGUGUCACAACCUGUAAAAUCGCAGCCGAAGGAUUUAACUGCAACUUUGCUAAAAAAUAAUCUAGAUGAGUUAAAUCUGUCAAUGUCAAGAUCAAGUAUGUCACAGCCGGCUACUAAAAAUACUGCACAUAAAUAUAACGACAUUAGUUUCGCGCAAUCGCAAUUUUUAACAUCUCCGACACUUAAUUCGCAAUCAAUGUUGAAUAGACCAAUGAAUUGGAAUUCCAAUGGAAUGAGUACACCCAUGAAUUGGAACUCGCCACAAUCCACUUUGAUGUGGAACUCUAUCACUCCCCAGAAUAAUGUAAAUUUUUUGACACAACCAGAAGUUAAGUCAAACUUAAACUUUCCUGGAACUUUGCAGCCUCUUAUGUCACCCACUAAUAUACAAACCAAUGUAAGCAAACCUAAUUCGUCCACGCAAGAUAUUAUGGAUUUGCUUAAUUAAUAAGUUGAAAUGUUUUUGAAGUUAUUACUGGGAUAACAGAUGGUACAUUAGACAGCGAUAUGAAAACGCUACAGUGAUUGUAAUAUAAUACAUAGGUUUUGUCUAAUGUGAGUGAUUGAUUUCGGAUAAUAUUAUCAAAGAUGAAAGUCACCGUUAUAUAAUAAAAAAAUUGUAAAAAGAGUAGACCAUCUUUUAUAUAAGCACACACAGUCAAAGAUUGCAAUA
Molecule: messenger RNA, 3008 nt
Organism: Cyphomyrmex costatus
Lineage: Eukaryota; Metazoa; Arthropoda; Insecta; Hymenoptera; Formicidae
Product: SCY1-like protein 2
Exons: 7
Coding region: 201-2783 (860 amino acids)
Biological process (GO): protein phosphorylation
Molecular function (GO): protein kinase activity; ATP binding
Source: RefSeq, a predicted model, not a curated record